Trypanosoma cruzi is the source of this 1020-nucleotide messenger RNA. Its product is annotated as surface protease GP63, putative. Gene Ontology annotation, biological process: cell adhesion; proteolysis. The record is from RefSeq and is a predicted model, not a curated record. The transcript has a single exon. Gene Ontology annotation, cellular component: membrane; cytoplasm. Gene Ontology annotation, molecular function: metalloendopeptidase activity. The annotation marks the transcript as partial. Lineage: Eukaryota; Euglenozoa; Kinetoplastea; Trypanosomatida; Trypanosomatidae.
AUGCGCCAGCCACGCCGCACCGCGCUGCUGCUGCCGCCGUGGCUCAUGAUGGUGGUGUGUUGCGUUGGUGUUUGCGUUGCCGCCGAUCCCGCCGUGAAGCACCGCUGUGGGUUUGACGCGAUGAUGAAGAAAUACGGCCGGCUGCCGACUGCGGUGGUGCGUGAGGUGCCGCGCCGGGGACAGGGCGCCAUGCAGGCGUACACCGCCGCCGGCGAGGAUGGGGACGAUGGCUGGGCUCCGAUCCGCAUCAAGGUGUCCGCGGAGGACAUGUUUGACCCGUUGAGGCACUGCACUGCGGUGGGGGAUCUGCGCAUUGACCACGGAGGCCGCGCAAUAACAUGCGAGGCGGACGACGUGUUGACGGAGGAGAGGAGGAACAUUGUUUUGAGGCAAACUCUCCCCGCCGCAAUUCAACUGCACUCGGAGCGUCUCUCCGUGAGGCCCGUGACGCGCCCCGUCGUUAUUCCACAGACCGGUCUGGGUUUGUGCGAUAAAUUCACCAUCCCUCGCAGGCACCGCACGGUGGGUGUGGCUGGCGCCGACAUGAUUCUUUACGCCAACAUUUUUCCGACUUAUGGUCCAGCCGCGUGGGCGGUUCAGUGCUCCCUGCUGGAUGAUGGCCGUCCAUUUGCUUCUGCCGUGAACUUUGACCCGAAGAAAUUGGCGGUGACAAAUGAGUACGUGCGUUUGGUAGCCCACGAGUUGGGGCAUGCUCUUGGGUUUGGACGGGAUGUGUUUUUGCUGUUAAAUAUGAUUUCCGAGGUCCCGAACGUGCGCGGGAGGCCCAAGGUAUCGGUGGUUUCGACGCCGAACGCGAAGGCAAUGGCGCGUCAGUACCACAGCUGCCCCACGCUUGAGGGCAUUGAGCUGGAGGACGAGGGUGGUCCCGAAAGUGUACUGUCACAUUGGAAGAAACGCAACACGAGGGACGAGCUGAUGACUAGUGAUGUGGGGGUUGGGCUGUACUCGGCACUGACGCUUGCAGCAUUUGAGGACAUGGGUUUUUAUUUGGCAAACUAC